Parnassius apollo (apollo) is the source of this 474-nucleotide messenger RNA. The record is from the annotation of a GenBank genome assembly. NCBI's taxonomy places the organism in Eukaryota, Metazoa, Arthropoda, Insecta, Lepidoptera, Papilionidae.
AUGCCCCGCAAAGGCUUCCCAAGAAAAUCAGAUGAUGUACUAGACACCGUUCAAAAAUACUCGACUGAAAAUCCAAAAGAAACUCCUUUUGUUAAUAAUAGGCCGAAGGCUUUUUUAAAACGACAUCCCACCUUGAUCCCAAGAAAUAGCGAAAGAGUAACCAAAGCUAAUGCUAGUAUAGCUGAAUGUGACAUUAAGAAAUGGUUUCAAGAAAUAAGAAACCACCUUACUAGUGAAAACCACUUGGAUAUCGUUCAAGAUCCUCGUCGAGUUUUUAAUGCCGAUGAGACAGGAUUCCAGGCGUACCCUACAACUGCACGUAUCCUCGCUGCAAAAGGAGACAAAAACGUCUAUGCCGUGCAGCAGAGAAACCCUACGGAAAGCGUAACCGUUCUCUUUACUUUCUCUGCUGACGGCAUAACAAGCCCUUCAUUGAUAUUAGUAUCUAGAGUCAGUCUCAGUAGAUGUGAGUGA